Messenger RNA from Pygocentrus nattereri (red-bellied piranha), 2250 nucleotides. It is a transcript of the gene rerg, whose product is annotated as RAS-like, estrogen-regulated, growth inhibitor. Gene Ontology annotation, molecular function: GTP binding; GTPase activity. Bases 229 to 840 code for a protein of 203 amino acids. The transcript is spliced from 5 exons. The record is from RefSeq and is a predicted model, not a curated record. Lineage: Eukaryota; Metazoa; Chordata; Actinopteri; Characiformes; Serrasalmidae.
GCCUGGCUCUCCAGAGCGGAUCACCCUACAGCAGCACACCGGCACAUCUGGAGGAUUCCCAACCUGCUGCACCUCCAGCAGCCGAGCCGAAUUCCGGGGCAGAUAUUCCGAAGGAGAUCCUGCCCACAUAUGCGGAGGCAGCGAUGAACCGAUGAAGUGGCAACGACAUCAUACUGAUACCUGUCCACUCUGUGAUCAACUCAUUGUGCUGAAUUAGCUUCCGUCGUCAUGGCGAAGAGCCCAGAGGUGAAACUGGCUGUUUUCGGGAGAGCUGGAGUGGGGAAAUCAGCCCUGGUGGUGAGGUUCCUGACCAAGCGCUUCAUCUGGGAGUAUGAUCCUACACUGGAGUCCACAUACCGACAUCAAGCCAGCAUAGAUGAUGAGAUGGUCAGCAUGGAAAUUCUGGACACAGCUGGACAGGAGGACCUGCCGCAGAAAGAGGGCCACAUGCGCUGGGGCGAUGGCUUCGUCCUGGUGUACGACAUCACAGACCGUGGGAGCUUCGAGGAGGUGGCCCCGUUGCGUGGUCUGCUGGAGGAGGUCAAGAGGCCCAAGCAUGCGCCGCUAGUGCUGGUAGGCAACAAGGCGGACCUGGAGCACGCACGGCAGGUGGCCACGGAGGAGGGCGAGCGGCUGGCAGCCGACAUGGCCUGCGCCUUCUAUGAGUGCUCAGCCUGUGCUGACCACGUAGGCACAGGUGGGGGUGUGGCAGAGGCCUUCUAUGAGUUGUGCCGUGAAGUGCGACGCCGUAGGGCUGUGCAAGGGAAGACUCGCCGCCGUAGCUCCACCACACAUGUAAAGCAGGCCAUCAACAAGAUGCUCACCAAGAUCAGCAGCUAGGGAGGAUUCGGAGAGCUAGAGUGCAAUGAGGAAAGAGAGGACAAGAAGGUAGAAUAUAAGGCAAGAGCGCCUAGAGUGAGGGGUUGAAGAAGUCAAGGAUACUGGGAAGGAGGAGAGCUUCAUCGCUUGGGUCAAGAAUCAGAAUCAUUCUGGACGGACCGGUCUGCUUUUCCAGGGCGGAUAGAAGAGAUUAUUAUGACUUUUUACAGCUGGGAUUUCUGUCUGAUGAGAAAGUGGACGAAAGCGUUCCCUGUCUAAAAAGAUGAGUUGUGUAUGCUACACAAUGUGCUGUCUGUAUACCAUGGUCCAUUGUGAAGUGCAAAAGAAAUGAAAGACAGUGUGUUUCAUCGUUUCCGUGCCAUAGCUUGUUCGUAGAAGAAUGUUUUUCCUACGCUCCAAGGCCUUGCCAUGUAUAUUUGUUCUCUGAGCUGUACUGAAGGAUUCAUUGAAACAUCAACAGAGUUAUCAGACUCGCAGAUCAGAACGUGGCCUGCAGGUUUCAUUCAGGAUUCAGCAUAUGUUGACCUGAGAGGGAUUCUUCUGAGCCUGGACACUGGCUGUCAAAUAAACUACCAUCCACCCUCAUAAUCAUAAAGUCCAUCAUGGCAUUUUUCACAUCAAACAGUGCGAGACCCUGCUCCUCUCCUCUCCAAAAAGUCUUGGAAUGUCUCCAUGUGUUUCUUUCAAAGUCAGAGAAGAUUCUAUCUCUGAAAGUAGGCGGGGUUCUUCUCUGGAACCAAGCAAGGCCUGGAGGGGACCAAUGCUUUUAAACAGCCUUUCUGUUCUUAUCAGUUCUAUGUUACAACCAUCAUCUUUUAUCCAGAUGUUUCCUCUGACUGCUCUUCAUUCUCACAGAGGCGAAUAUACCUUUAAUAAUGAAUGAUGUAUAUGCCUUAACAUCUCAAAUGAAUGACUUAAUCAUGAAAAAUUGUACAGUAAAUGUCAAUGAAAGUAAGGCUGUAUUUGCCAUAUUAACAUGCUAGUGUGUUUUUGGGCAAACACCAACCUUUUGUAAGAAAUCAGUCUCAUAUUGUAAUAUAAUGAUCAGUCUGAGAUGACAGACCCCCUGUCCCUCUUGCUGUGCAGUUGUAAUAAGGAUGUUAGAUAGGUAAAUAUGCAUAAAUGUUAUGGAAAGAAAAGAACUGUGUGCUUUCAUUUCCUCUUCCUCGUACUGACACACUUUCUCAUGAGUGUUAUGAUCCAUCACCGGCGUGACUCUGUAGUCACACUGUUUCUGAAGCAUCUAGCACUUCAAAGGCACAGCUGCAUGGUCCACUGUCCAUCUCACAGAACCGUUUGUUAUACAGAAGAGAUGGACAUUGGAGAUGGAAUCUAAGCACAGCGCCAGCCCAGUAUGUUCGAGGACACAGUCGAUGUCAGAGCAAGUUAAUUAAAAGAGCUUUUAUCUCA